AUGUGUGACGUAAAUGUGUGUGACGUCACGCGGCACCAAAGUGGUAACUUAGGAAUCAACAGCUGGAAUUAAAAUGGAAAUAUGUCUGCUUGAACCGGACACACCGUGAUUCCUGGUGACGACGCCAUUAUGACUUGGCUUUUGUUGCUUGUUUUACUACAGGCUAUUAUGUCGCAAGUAGCAGACGCAUGCUUAGAUAUAGCUGUUAAGGAUUCAUGUGGUGACUUAUUCAGCAUGGAAGUGAUAGAAGAUGCCUGUGUGAGAUAUAAUGGAGGGUAUUUAGGUUCCUGUACACUUGAGUUCACCAAUAGCGAUACACGACAGCAACAAAUCUGCAUCAAACCAGAAACUUUGCAACUAAGCUGUAGUACUGAAGUGAAGUAUUACAAGAACUUUGCAAGCGAUUUCUUUGGUGUCGAGAGAAAGUUUACUUGUGGACAAAUAUCUUACGACGAAUGGUGUGACGAUUCUUCGAGUGUUUUUAUAAAGUUAAGAUCUUCGGGCGGAAGUGAUAAAGUAACACUGAAAGUUUAUUUAGAAACAGGCUCGAUCUCCGUCGCAAUAUUGGUGGCGAUAUGUGUUUCCUCAGCAGUUGUACUAUGUUUUGUAAUAAGCUGCGUAACCAUGGUAUGUUGUAAGCGUCACAACCGGAAUGUGCGCGUUUCAGCAGGUCCAAGAAAUGUAACAAUGCAUACUUCGGCUGGAUACUAUCGGACGGGAUUGUCUGGGAACCAGCAAGCCGUUGUAGGUGGUUACCAGUCAUAUCCUACAGGUAUCCACGCUCCACCGGAAACAAGGCUUCGGCAAACACCCCGUGGUCAUGAGAGUAUACCGUUGCAGCCUGUCUCCCAUAUAAACACCUCGCCGCGACAAUUUGACAAUCAGAAGCAGUCCCCUGUUACCUUUCAUACCGCUUCGGGACAGUCAGGAAAUCAGUCAAAUGUUUUAGUCGCUAGAACAAGUACUAGACACCAGUCUAACACGAAAACACCAAUGUUUAUCAAUCCACGACAAUUUGGCAACCAGUCAAGCCAUCAAGCCGGAAGUCAGUUACAUCCCAUGCAGGCCACAAGUCAAGUUCAUACCUCUCCGCGGCAAUUAGGCAACCAGUUUAUCCAGCAAGCCAAAAGUCAGUUACAUCCCAUGCAGGCCACAGGUCAAGUCCAUACCUCUCCACGGCAAUUAGGCAGCCAGUCAAGCCAUCAAGUCGGUAAUCAAAUACAUUCAAGACAGGCCGCCAGUCAAGCGCGUACCUCUACACGUCAUUCACAAGCCCCCUCACCAGUACCAGGUGCCCGGAUGAACAGUCAAACUAUGGGUUACCAAUCUCUUACACCAGGCACCUCAGAUUACCAGCCACAGAUGUCACCUUCAGGUGCACCCCCGUCGUACGAGGCUGCCAUGAGUUCCACCUAUGAUGAAAGAAUGAAAGAGUACAAGUUGGAAUGGGAUAGCAAACGAUGAUAAAAACAGUUUUCUGCUCUCAGAUUAAAUCAAAAUACCAAAACUCCUUAAUUUGACUUUAUGUGAAAAUAUCAUUUUAGCAGAUUAAUUUAUUUUUAUUUCUAAUGUGAAAUAGCAUUUAUUAAACUUUUAACCAGACUUUGAAGUCACUUAAAAUACAGCUUUGUCAAAUUUAGUCAUUUCCUGAACCUCAUCAAAUCGUACACUCUUAUAGUGCAAAAUUUUAGACGUGUAUGCGAUAUCGGAAUUCUCCAGAUUUUAUGCUCACAGAUUAGAUUAAGAUAUUGAACAUCUUAAUUUGACCUUAUAUGAAAAUAUCAGUUUGCGAAUUUGUAAUGGUGAUUUAUUUGUGUUAUCUAAAAUGUGAAAUUGUAUUUAUAAAACUUUUUAACAAACACUGAGAACAUACAAAAUCCGAAUAAAUUGUUUGAAAUACUGUA
Mercenaria mercenaria is the source of this 1904-nucleotide messenger RNA. RefSeq lists its product as uncharacterized. Lineage: Eukaryota; Metazoa; Mollusca; Bivalvia; Venerida; Veneridae. The transcript is spliced from 7 exons. The coding region runs from base 130 to 1464 and encodes 444 amino acids. The record is from RefSeq and is a predicted model, not a curated record.